Molecule: messenger RNA, 2739 nt
Organism: Aedes aegypti (yellow fever mosquito)
Lineage: Eukaryota; Metazoa; Arthropoda; Insecta; Diptera; Culicidae
Exons: 2
Coding region: 165-2585 (806 amino acids)
Source: RefSeq, a predicted model, not a curated record
AUCAAUCAGUCAUUGGCCAACCACGCUGUGUUUAGCAUUUUUCAGCAAACAAAAUUGCCAACAUUGUUGUUUUGUGCUCUUCCAAACAGAUAAAUUAUUCUUCUAAACGUUGAAAUAUCGGUGUAAUUUAUCAGUGAAUUACAACAUUCUAUACUGCAUUCAGUAUGAGCGACUUCGACCCACCACUGGACAGAGCAUACGACCCGGAGUAUCCCCUGGAAAGUGACGACGAUGACGAACGCGAUGCAGGUGAUUUUACUGCUACAAACCGUUCGCGAAUCUCAAACAAUUCGCAAGUGCCCCAGAAAAAGAGCCGGUGGUCCAGCCCGGAAGCACGCCCAGCACCGCCGGAGCUGUUCUGCAUGAAGACCUACUCCCGAAACGAGCUUUACCCAACCGAGCUGGAUCCGGAUUGUUACCCGCCCUGGGCGCUUUCUCCCUACUGGCCCGUUUACGUUUCCAAUUUCCGGCUGAACAGUUUGGAUGAAACGGAAAGGAACGCACAAAUUUCAACCUACUUUGCGUGCAAGGGACUUCUCACCAGAAUGAUCUACAUUCGGGAAAACGAUGAUCCGUUCUUCCGUAACCAUCAAUCGAAAACCUUGCUUCUGGAUAUGCUGGUUUACUUCACCUGCAAAGCGGAUGCCGAUCGUGCAAUCCGUUGCUGUGACAGGACAACUUACUACGGACACGUACUGAAUGUCUUUCCCGGAAGAGUCCCGGUCUAUUUUGAUCCGAGCCUAACGGUACGAUUCAAAAUUCCGAAACAGUACUCCGUUGAGCAUACGGAAACCCCUACGGAGCGUGGUUUCAAAGCUCGAUAUGGACCGGGAAUCGUCUCUACGAUCGUCAAGCACUCCGAAUGUAAACUCUUAGUUGAAUUCGAGGCCCGGUACUUGAUGAAUCUCGCCGUAAGUCAAUGUGAUUUGUGGAUACCGUCUCGCCUGACGGAACCUGUCCGCAAGCAAAGAUACCUGGAACAGGACUGCAGGUACGAUAUGAUGUUCCUGUUGCAGGAGAAUCCAGGGUUCAUCGAUAUGCUUCCACCGGAGAAUGUGUUGCAGGACUUGCUUCACGGGAGAUUGCCUCCGGUGAACAAAGAUUGGGAUGGAUGGGCGUUUCCGAAACAACUACCGGAUGAAAUUUAUAACUCAAUCUACCGCGAUAAGAUAGAACGCAAGGAAAGGAUGAAGGAAGACGACAGCGUCAAAUGGGACGAGGUCCCCGCGAGUCUUGCCGAAGAAGUGGACCGUCAGAAGGAAGUUUUCUUUGGAAUUAUUCAGCAUCAGCAAAAGCCUGAGGAGACAUCAUCAGAAAGCUCUUCACGCAAAAAUCCUCAAUUGCUCCACCGUGAUGUUGUGGAAAGGAAGCAAAAGGAUUUCGAACGGAAGUUCGCCAUGAUUUGUGUGCCGAAUAGAAACAACGCCCGGAACGUGGCCCAAGGAAGACGCAUCGAGGAAGGCCCAAGCGAAGCGAUCAGCCGUUUAAUGCCGGGCUAUUUUCAGCAGAAAAAAUUCAACGCUAAAAAAACAGAGUUUUUGACCAAAAGGAAAAAACUUCUCACGAAGGAAGGAGUGGUGCGUCGGAACGGAUUGUUCUUCGAUCUGCUCCGAUUGGAAAGGUCGCUCGGAAAUAUGACAGGCAAGCGCGCUAACUUGCAAUGCGAUGAACUGAGGACGGGACUCAUUGCCACGGUGCACAGUAUGGGACUACAGAAGCGGUUUUCUCAAUAUUAUUCGAAUUUUCCAAAAAAUCUGGAUCUCUUGCACAUUGAGGAACCGCUGGAUAUGCUUACACCCGUUUUCUUGGGCAACUUCUUCACCAUCGAUCUAAGCCAGAAGUCACGGAAUCAACAAGUCAAAGGCUUUUUUGCGGUCAGAGGCCUGUCCGUUUGUAUGGUCUACCUCAAUGAAAGCGAUGAAUUUUACAACUCCUACUUGAAGCAGAUCAAACUUCUGGACAUGUUGGUAUAUUUCCGUACCAAAGAAGAGGCAGAAAAGGCCAUCAAAUGUGUUCACGGAUUGACAUACCAUGGACACAAGUUGAGUGUUCUUCCCGGGCGACAGGUUAAAUACUACGAACCGAACAGAGCAGUAUUUCUUGAGCUAGAUGACGACCCAACUAUUGCAGAAGGAAUGAUAGGACAAUUUUUAGGCUCCGAAGCACUUCCUAUUGAAGACCUCAAUAGCGUAAUGCGCUAUCCUAAGAAAGUCAUAUUUUUGUUCAACAAAACCAAACAAGGGAAAGCAGUUGCCCAGAUCGAAUUAUCAGCGAAGCUAGUUUCUAAGCCGUUUCCGAAGAAACAACGCUAUCUUGAAGCCGACGUGAAAACCGAUCUCUUGCGGAAGAUUCUCCGCGAUGCGGACUUCCUGAACGAACAACCCCAGGACGGCACCGCUCUACGGAGUUUGUUCGCGGUCAAAUCAUUACCACCGGAAGAGGACGAUAUCGGUGCAGUGGUUUGGGAUGGUGACUAUCAGCAUCGUAAGGAUCUGAACGAACAAGUUGUCAAAGUGCUGGUCGAAUGGAAGAAGACUAUGAAGAGUGUCGCUGAGUCAUCAAAACCUGCUGGACAGUUGAUGUAAUACCGGUGGUUUGGAUAAUUUGCACUAAUAGUACAAAAGUGAACUUGAAAACCUUGAAAUUGUUAUACUUGUUAAAGAAAUAGUUUUCUUUUUCGUGAAGAUGUUUACGUUUAUCGUAUUUCUUAUUAAUAAACGACGUGAUUUCAUAAACGCA